GAGAGAGAGAAAAAGGGGGGACGCGAGAGCAAGCGCGAGAUCGAGGCCCUGGUCUCCGUUUUUGCGACCCCGUUUUAGGCAGCAGAUGGAAAAAGUGGGGACUUGGUGAAGAAGGGCUGUGAGGUUGCCUAAGGAUCCGGGAGCCGACGAGACCGGCUGAUUGGAAGAAAAAAGCAGCGCGAUGGAGGCGGGGGAAGUGCGAGCUCUCUGCGGGGACUGGAGCGAGUCCACGCCCGGGGCCAGCGCUGCAGAGCUGGCGUGCAUUCAACCAACGCUUCCCAGCUAAAGCAAGCCGAGGAAAGAAGAGAGGGGGGAAAAAAAGGGGGGAAGCUGGUCUCCAAAGCCUUUCCGAUCUGCAGAGUGAAAAUUGAUUUACGCCACCGUGAAGGGGGAAGAGAGGGAGUUGGAAGGGGGAGACCCAGGAGGUGUCACCCUAGGGUCCGAGAGGUGGAGGAUGAACGGAGAAGCGGAUAGUCCAACUGAUUUAGAAAUGACAGCCCCCAAAAAUCAAGACCGCUGGACUCAGGAAGACAUGCUGACCCUCUUGGAGUGCAUGAAGAACAAUUUGCCCUCCAAUGAUGGUAGCAAGUUCAAAACCACUGAAUCCCAUCUUGAUUGGGACAAAGUUGCCUUCAAGGACUUUUCCGGCGACAUGUGCAAGAUUAAGUGGAUUGAGAUCUCCAAUGAGGUGAGAAAGUUCCGAACUCUGACAGAACUGAUCAUGGAUGCUGAGGAGCAUGUGAAGAACCCCUACAAGGGCAAAAAGCUGAAGAAACAUCCUGAUUUUCCCAAGAAGCCUUUGACCCCCUACUUCCGUUUUUUCAUGGAGAAGCGAGCAAAGUAUGCAAAGCUGCAUCCAGAAAUGAGCAACUUGGAUCUUACCAAGAUACUUUCUAAAAAGUAUAAGGAACUCCCAGAAAAGAAAAAGAUGAAGUAUAUCCAGGACUUCCAGCGAGAGAAACAAGAUUUCGAGCGAAAUUUAGCAAGAUUUAGGGAAGACCACCCCGACCUCAUUCAAAAUGCCAAGAAAUCUGAUAUCCCAGAAAAGCCCAAGACCCCUCAACAGCUCUGGUAUACCCAUGAGAAGAAGAUCUAUCUGAAAGUGCGCCCUGAUGCCACCACGAAGGAAGUGAAGGAGGCGUUGGGCAAGCAAUGGUCUCAGCUCUCGGACAAAAAAAGGCUGAAAUGGAUUCAUAAGGCUCUGGAGCAGCGGAAGGAGUAUGAGGAAAUGAUGCGGGAUUAUAUACAGAAGCACCCUGAGAUGAACAUUGAGGAAGGGGCCCCUCCCCGUUCUACUCUAACAAAAGCAGAGAGACAGCUAAAAGACAAGUUUGAUGGGCGACCCACCAAACCCCCUCCAAAUAGUUACUCCCUUUACUGCGCCGAGCUGAUGGCGAACAUGAAAGAUGUCCCAAGCACAGAACGGAUGGUACUCUGCAGUCAGCAGUGGAAGCUUCUCUCUCAGAAAGAAAAGGAUGCCUACCACAAAAAGUGCGAUCAGAGAAAAAAAGAUUAUGAAAUUGAGCUCUUGCGUUUCCUGGAGAGCUUACCUGAAGAAGAACAGCAGAGGGUUCUGGGAGAAGAGAAAAUGCUGGGAGUAAACAAAAAAGGUGCUACCAGCCCUGCCUCUAAGAAGUCUUCACCAGAUGCUGCCAAGGGAGGUUCUGAGAAACCAAAACGGCCCGUUUCUGCUAUGUUUAUCUUCUCGGAGGAGAAACGCAAGCAGCUGCAGGAGGAGCGACCUGAACUGUCGGAGAAUGAACUGACCCGGCUGCUGGCACGGAUGUGGAAUGAUCUUUCAGAGAAAAAAAAGGCCAAGUACAAAGCUCGGGAGGCUGCCAUGAAAGCUCAGACAGAGAAGAAACAUAGUUCUGACAAGGAGGAUCGUGGCAAACUUCCUGAGUCACCCAAAACUGCUGAAGAGAUCUGGCAACAAAGUGUGAUUGGAGAUUAUCUUGCCCGCUUUAAGAAUGACAGGGGGAAAGCACUGAAAGCCAUGGAAGCCACCUGGAAUAACAUGGAGAAAAAGGAGAAGCUGAUGUGGAUUAAGAAAGCAGCAGAAGAUCAGAAACGAUAUGAGCGAGAACUAAGUGAGAUGAGGGCACCACCAGGCUCAACAAAUGCUUCCAAGAAGAUGAAAUUCCAGGGUGAGCCGAAGAAACCCCCAAUGAAUGGAUAUCAGAAGUUUUCUCAGGAGCUUCUUUCAAAUGGCGAACUCAAUCACCUUCCUCUGAAAGAGCGGAUGGUAGAGAUUGGGAGCCGCUGGCAGCGCAUCUCCCAGAGCCAAAAAGAACAGUAUAAGAAGUUGGCUGAAGAACAGCAGAAACAGUACAAAGUGCACCUGGAUAUGUGGCUGAAGAGUUUGUCACCACAAGAGAGAGCUGCAUACAAAGAACAUACCUCCAGUAAACGCAAGAACAUGGGGAAGAUGCGGGGCCCAAAUCCUAAAAUGAAACCUUCAGUACAGUCCAAGUCAGAAUCGGAAGAGGAGGAGGAUCAUGAUGAUGACGACGAUGAUGAUGAUGAUGAUGAAGAUGAAGAAGAAGAAGAUGACAAUGGUGAUUCCUCUGAGGAAGGAGGCGAUUCUUCAGAUUCAAGCAGUGAAGAGGAGAGUGAAGAUGGGGAUGAGAAUGAGGAAGAAGAUGACGAUGAAGAAGAAGAAGAUGACGACGACGACAAUGAAUCAGAGGGAAGCAGCAGUUCCUCAUCCUCUUCUGGAGACUCUUCAGAUUCGGACUCCAAUUGAACCAACCCCUUCCUCUGGCCACCUUUCUUGCUGUACUCUUAUUCGGUUUUGUUUUUCCGGAUAAUAGUAACAUCCGUAGCUGGAGAGCUAGGAUGGGGAGGAAAGGGGAGAAGAAAAAUCACUGUGGUUUAAUUAUUUUCCUCUCUCCACAGACCUCGCAUUGUACUUAACUUUGUGUGGUUGUAUGUGAGAGCAGUGGGGGUUGGGGUGGAAAAUAGCUGACAAACCAGCAGAGGGAUUUAUUUUUGUUUAUUUCUUUGGGGUGUGGUGGUGAUGUUGUGAGGAAUGAGUUUUAUUCUGCACUCCUCACUUUGACACACCCUAUUAAAUCUCUCUGGGGGUUUCCCCACUUUUGUGAGAGGUGAGAAGGGGUCAUUGCAAAAUCCAGACCUCUUUUAUUUUCCCUCCACAUUUCCACCUCUCCCCCACCCUAAUUCUAGCCACCAGCUUGGGACUCUGUAUAAAUCCUUUUUUAAAAAACAACAACAACACACACACACACACACACCCAACAACCUGGCAAUGAAAGACACACCCCCAUACAAGAGACAGCUCAGGAGAGAUGGGUUCCCAGAAAGCAUGAGCCAUGGAAGGUUCUGGACUUUGCCAGUGAGACCCACCUCUCCUCAAAGUGGACAAUCUUGUACAGUCUCAAAAUUUCACACCUUGGCAAAAGAGAGAGAAGGAGAACAAAAUGGCCACAGCUGCACUUAGCUAUUUCCUGUGACGAACUGGAUAUCCAGCAUUUCUUGCUAAGGGAAAUGGGGGUGGGUAUAUUUCAUGUGAGCGCAUGGCAAGGGUCAGGGGUUAGAGGAAUGGAAAAACAGGUUUGUUUUGUUUGUAUUAUGUUUUUUUUUUCAAAGGGGUAUGUCUGGCAUGUUCUGGGGAGAAGAUUUCAAGAGCUCCAAGGGGAUUUGACUUUUGUUUUGCAGGAGGUGGACUUUUUCUGUCAUUUUUCUGACCAGCAUUUGGACAAAGACAGUAAUGGCCAGACCCUUUUGGGUUGUUGUUGUUAAUAUAUCUAUUUUAUUUUUUUUUAACAAUGAAGUGACCAAUAAUUGUACCAAAAUGGGGCAUUUUGUUGACUGUCUUUGGGUGGGGCGGUUGGUUUCGGGGGAUCAUCUGUGUCAUUAGCAUUUUUUAAAAAUAAUUUUUUAUAAACCAAGUAAGAAAACCAUCUUUUUUUUACAAGUUAUCUAUCCCGUCUUUGACAUCAGAUGCUUCUUACAUCUCCUACACUCACAGAGAGUUGUGAAGUAUAGGAUCUUAGGGGUGGGGGUGGGUGGGAAGUGUAUAUAAGAGGCCUGUAGUGAAGUUUCUUUCAACAUGUCUUAGUUUUACUCAAACUGUACUUGUUCAUUGGAUUUGGGCAGAAGUUGAGUGUCAAGAAGAGGCAGAUUACAAGAAAUGUACUUGGCAUCUUCUGUUUAAAAACCAAAAAAAAAAA
Messenger RNA from Pogona vitticeps (central bearded dragon), 4193 nucleotides. RefSeq names its product upstream binding transcription factor (gene UBTF). NCBI's taxonomy places the organism in Eukaryota, Metazoa, Chordata, Lepidosauria, Squamata, Agamidae. The record is from RefSeq and is a predicted model, not a curated record.